Molecule: messenger RNA, 465 nt
Organism: Rasamsonia emersonii CBS 393.64
Lineage: Eukaryota; Fungi; Ascomycota; Eurotiomycetes; Eurotiales; Trichocomaceae
Product: Uridine kinase
Exons: 5
Coding region: 1-465 (154 amino acids)
Biological process (GO): nucleobase-containing compound metabolic process
Cellular component (GO): cytoplasm
Molecular function (GO): ATP binding; AMP kinase activity
Source: RefSeq, a predicted model, not a curated record
AUGUCGACUGAACGCAAGGUUUACUUUGUGUUCGGUGGCCCAGGUGCCGGCAAAGGUACCCUUUGCACCAGACUCGCUCAGGAAAUGGGUCUGGCGCACGUCUGUGUCGGCGACCUCCUUCGCGCCGCAAUAGAGCGUAGUGACGAAUUCGAAGCUCGGGAGCAGGUGCAGCGGGCGAUGAAGGAGGGAAAACUGGCCCCAGUUGGAGCGAUCAGGACCGUCCUCGAGAAAGCACUCCAGACCCAGUCGGUCGUCCUGCUGGACGGAUUUCCGCGCAGCUUGGAGCAGAUGAGCAUGUUCGAGGAAUUCUUCGGAAACGAUGGAGCGUCGCGUGCGAAAGCGCCAUCUGACGUGUGGAUGCUGAUCGGCCAGUUCGACUGCGAGGGCGACUUGGAUGAGAUUUACGAGGGCAUCAAGAACCAGUUUCAGGCGCUCUUGAACAAGGUUAAGACUGAUCGAGAAUGA